Carica papaya (papaya) is the source of this 1080-nucleotide messenger RNA. RefSeq names its product (21S)-21-acetoxyl-apo-melianone synthase SDR-like. Lineage: Eukaryota; Viridiplantae; Streptophyta; Magnoliopsida; Brassicales; Caricaceae. The record is from RefSeq and is a predicted model, not a curated record.
ACGGCAAACAGACUAAAGCUUUCCUUCUCAUUCAACAAUGGUGGAAGCAGCAGCGACGCCUUCUGUAUCUGCAAUUUCAAGGAGGUUAGAGGGCAAGGUGGCGAUUAUCACCGGCGGAGCAAGCGGCAUAGGCGCAAGCUCAGUUCAAAUUUUCCACAAAAACGGCGCCAAAGUCGUCAUCGCCGACCUCCAAGACGGUCCAGGCCAAGCUCUCGCCAAUAAAUUAGGAGAAAAUGCUUGCUACAUCCACUGCGACGUCGCAAACGAAGACGACGUCUGCAGCCUCAUCGACACCACCAUAGACAAAUACGGAACCCUCGACAUCAUGUUCAACAAUGCCGGCAUCAUAGACCAACCUUUCGCCGGAAUUCUUGACACCACAAAGGCAGAUUUAGAAAGAGUUCUUCGGGUCAACGUGGUCGGUUCUUUCUUAGGAGCCAAACACGCGGCAAGAGUCAUGGUGCCUAAUCGCAAAGGCUGUAUUCUUUUCACGGCCAGUGCUGCGACGGAGAUCGCAGGGCUCGGAACUCCGGCGUACACACUGACGAAGUAUGAAAUUGUGGAGCUGGCUAUGAAAUUGGCGGCCGAGCUGCGGCAAUAUGGUGUACGGGUAAACUGUGUGUCGCCGUACGCGGUGCCGACGGCCAUCGGCGGACCACCAAAUAAAUUUAUGGAGAUUUGCGGCGAGAUGGUAAUGAGUGAAACUGGGAAUCUGAAGGGACAUGUUCUGAGAGCAGAAGGGGUGGCGCAGGCGGCUCUAUAUUUGGCGAGCGAUGGAGGAAGUUGUGUAACUGGGAUGAACCUUGUCGUUGAUGGAGGUUACAGUGUGGUCAACCCGACCUUUGUUCAGAUUAUCAAUGGCGGUGUACUGACCAAAAUUUGGCUUUUACUGCAAUUGCUUAAAGUUCUGUUUGGUAAAGUUUUAGGUAUAAAUAUACCUCAUUUUGGGAAGAGGAAAACGGUGUAGUUUUACGGCCGAAGAAAGAUUCUUAUCAUCCACUAAAUAUGCAUUUAAAAAUAAAGUCUAUAAGAAUCUUGGGUUAUUUGAGUGAGUUGUAAUUUAUGUUAUGAGUGUUCAAA